This is a messenger RNA of Physeter macrocephalus (sperm whale), 3735 nucleotides long. RefSeq names its product sortilin 1 (gene SORT1). Gene Ontology annotation, biological process: endocytosis; vesicle organization; Golgi to endosome transport. The coding region runs from base 45 to 2639 and encodes 864 amino acids. NCBI's taxonomy places the organism in Eukaryota, Metazoa, Chordata, Mammalia, Artiodactyla, Physeteridae. Gene Ontology annotation, molecular function: protein binding. The transcript has 21 exons. Gene Ontology annotation, cellular component: membrane; Golgi apparatus. The record is from RefSeq and is a predicted model, not a curated record.
GCGCGCCGGGCGGCAGGUGUCGGGAGCGUAGGCAUUCGGCGGCGAUGGAGCGGCCCCGGGGAGCUGCUGGCGACCUCUCGCGCUGCCCCCACGGUCUCAGCCUCCUCCUCCUCCUCCAGCUGCUGCCGCCGGCGACCCUCGGCCAGGACCGGCUGGACGCGCCGCCACCUCCCGCUGCGCCGCUGUCGCGCUGGUCCGGCCCCGUCGGGGUGAGCUGGGGGCUGCGCGCGGCCGCGCCCGGGGGCCCAGCUCCCCUCGGCGGCCGUUGGCGCCGCAGCGCGCUCGACGAGGAUGAGGACUGCGGCGGGGUCCGGGACUUCGUCGGCAGGCUGGCCAACAACACGCACCAGCAUGUGUUUGAUGAUCUCAGUGGCUCAGUAUCCUUGUCCUGGGUUGGAGAUACCACUGGGAUCAUUCUCGUCUUGACUACAUUCCAUGUACCACUGGUAAUUAUGACUUUCGGACAGUCCAAGCUAUAUCGAAGUGAGGACUAUGGAAAGAACUUUAAGGACAUUACAAAUCUCAUCAAUAACACCUUCAUUCGGACUGAAUUUGGCAUGGCUAUUGGUCCUGAGAACUCUGGGAAGGUGAUUUUAACAGCAGAGGUGUCGGGAGGAAGUCAUGGAGGAAGAAUCUUCAGAUCAUCAGAUUUUGCAAAGAACUUUGUUCAGACCAAUCUCCCUUUUCAUCCUCUGACUCAGAUGAUGUAUAGUCCUCAGAAUUCUGAUUAUCUUUUAGCUCUCAGCACUGAAAAUGGCCUGUGGGUGUCCAAGAAUUUUGGGGGAAAAUGGGAAGAAAUCCACAAAGCAGUAUGUUUGGCCAAAUGGGGAUCAGAAAACACCAUCUUCUUUACCACCUAUGUGAAUGGCUCCUGCAAAGCUGACCUUGGGGCACUGGAAUUACGGAGAACUUCAGAUUUGGGAAAAAGCUUCAAAACCAUUGGUGUGAAAAUCUACUCAUUUGGUCUUGGGGGACGUUUCCUUUUUGCCUCUGUGAUGGCUGAUAAGGAUACAACAAGAAGGAUUCAUGUGUCAACAGAUCAAGGCGACACAUGGAGCAUGGCCCAGCUCCCCUCUGUGGGGCAGGAACAAUUCUAUUCUAUUCUAGCAGCUAAUGAUGACAUGGUGUUCAUGCAUGUAGACGAACCUGGAGAUACCGGAUUUGGCACUAUAUUUACCUCGGACGAUCGAGGCAUUGUCUAUUCCAAGUCCUUGGACCGACAUCUCUACACAACCACAGGUGGCGAGACAGACUUUACCAACGUGACCUCCCUCCGUGGGGUCUACAUGACAAGUGUGCUCUCAGAAGAUAAUUCUAUCCAGACUAUGAUCACUUUUGACCAAGGAGGAAGGUGGAAGCACCUGAGGAAGCCUGAGAACAGUGAAUGUGACGCUACUGCAAAAAAUAAGAACGAGUGCAGCCUUCAUAUUCACGCUUCCUACAGCAUCUCCCAGAAACUAAACGUUCCAAUGGCCCCACUCUCAGAGCCUAAUGCUGUUGGCAUAGUCAUUGCCCACGGUAGCGUGGGGGAUGCCAUCUCAGUGAUGAUCCCAGAUGUGUACAUCUCAGAUGAUGGGGGUUACUCCUGGCUGAAGAUGCUGGAAGGACCUCACUAUUACACCAUCCUGGAUUCCGGAGGCAUCAUUGUAGCCAUCGAGCACAGCAGCCGUCCUAUCAAUGUGAUUAAGUUCUCCACAGACGAGGGUCAGUGCUGGCAAACCUACAUGUUUACCAGGGAGCCUAUCUACUUUACUGGCCUGGCUUCAGAACCUGGAGCUAAGUCUAUGAACAUCAGCAUCUGGGGUUUCACAGAAUCUUUCCUGACUCGCCAGUGGGUCUCCUACACCAUCGAUUUUAAAGAUAUCCUUGAAAGAAACUGUGAAGAGAAGGACUAUACCAUAUGGCUGGCUCACUCCACAGACCCUGGAGAUUAUGGAGAUGGCUGCAUUUUAGGCUACAAAGAACAGUACCUACGGCUACGCAAGUCAUCCGUCUGUCAGAAUGGUCGGGACUAUGUUGUGACCAAGCAACCGUCUGUCUGUCCCUGCUCCCUGGAGGACUUCCUCUGUGAUUUUGGCUACUUCCGUCCAGAAAAUGACUCCAAGUGUGUGGAACAGCCAGAACUGAAGGGCCACGACCUAGAGUUUUGUUUGUAUGGGAGAGAAGAGCACCUGACGACAAAUGGGUACCGGAAAAUUCCAGGAGACAGAUGCCAGGGCGGAGUGAAUCCUGUUCGAGAAGUGAAAGACUUGAAAAAGAAGUGCACAAGCAACUUUCUGAGUCCAGAAAAGCAGGACUCCCGCCCACAGGGACACAACUUGUCCCAGAAUCCAGCUCCGCCUCCUCUUGGAUACAUUGAAAACACACACACCCUAUCUCCCACCCAAAAGCAGAAUUCCAAGUCAAAUUCUGUUCCCAUUAUCCUGGCUACUGUGGGAUUGAUGCUGGUCACAGUCGUAGCAGGAGUGCUCAUUGUGAAGAAAUACGUCUGUGGGGGAAGGUUCCUGGUGCAUCGAUACUCUGUGCUCCAGCAACAUGCGGAGGCCAAUGGUGUGGAUGGUGUGGAUGCUUUGGACACAACCUCCCACACUCAUAAAAGUGGUUACCAUGAUGACUCAGAUGAGGACCUCCUGGAAUAGCUCCUCAAAGGAGCUGGGACUGAGCACAGAUGAUGGAACCGCAGUACCUCUUACACUCCCUGUGGCUCCGACUUGGGGAAAUAAAUUUCCCGUUGCGAGGGACCCAGCUCUGUUUCUGCUGCUUCCAUCAAAGCCAAAAGGACCUACACUAAAGAAGUGGGGGGUGGGGACCCUAAACACUCUUACAAUUGGCCCUGAGAAAAGAGGGAAAAUUUUUAAUUCUUUAACUUUUCAUUUCAAGUUCUGUCAUUUUGCAAGGUACGGGCCCUUUUCGGUUUUGUUUUUGUUUUUUAAGGGAAAUGAAAUGGAAUUGAAGGGAACUUUUCACUAACCCCACCGUUGCAUGUUUUGCAUGGCGCCUGCCCCAGGGCACCUGCCAGCUUCAGCAUCAACUCUCACAAAGCACUUGGUGCCGUCCCUGGGCUGUGCUGGCAACAUGAAGCAGCCGCAGGGAUGAGCACAGAGGCUGCUAUGACUGGCACAGCCUGGGCAGCCUUUCUCCAUCUGGGGACAGCCCCGCUCCAAGAACAUUGCACACCAACUCCUCACACAGAUCCCUGCUUUUUGUUGUUGUUGUUGUUGUUUUUUCAGGGACCAUAGGCCACAGUGAUUUUUCUUUUCCCCUGUUUAAUUAGGCAAUACCCUCAUUAAUUGCCCUUUGGCAACUAACUUACAUGUGCUUCCAAGACACUAAAUCAGGAAAACUUAAAAGGCAAUAUUUUUAACUUGGGGCAGGAAAAAGGGAGCAGCAGAGAAUUGACUAGAUUUAGCACCUAUUAAAGGAGGAACUCUUGCUUCUUCCGAGAUCUUUCAAGCCAUGCUUUGUGUGUGUGCCAGUGGACUUGCUCAAGGUCUGGGUUCAGGCUUGCCCGGGCUGUGUGCCCAGGCUGAGCGAGCUCUUUGCUGGAGUGGCUGGUGGCAUGGGCCGUGCAGCCCCUGAGGAUGGCACGUCACAGUCUUCUGCAUCCCCUCCUGCCUGCUGUGCUGGCUCCUUGGUGAAUCAUUAGAAUGGCUGCUUAUUUGCUUCCUCUUAGGUUGCUGCUCUGCAUGGAGCCAUGACUAGACAUGUUUUCAGAUUUAGGCUUUUUUUUAAAAA